GGACUGCGGAAGUCAAGAUGGCGGUCGAGAAAAAACAAGAAGAAGACGUAAAGUAUCAAAACAACAAAAAUCAAAGCAAAUUGCCAACCAAACACAAUAUCAAUGAAUUGAAAAAUGUCUCUGAGCUUCAAAGAAGAGCAUACAUGACUGCAGCAUUGAAAGUUUUCGUUGUAUUUCUUGGGUUUGUUAUCAUAGCGUUGGUGAUCACUUCCACUGUCCUUUUAACUAUCACGGAGAGAUUUAACAAUCUCGGUUCUCUAUCCUUUAACGAAGAUACUGGAAAGCUUCUCAUUAAGAACGCCGGGAAAGACAAUGCAUUGGAAGGUUAUCUCGGGAAGGGAAUCGUUGGUGGUAAGAUUUAUAAACGAAGAAUCACAUCUCAAGAGCUUUUUUAUGAGUGGGAAAAUAAUGCUAAUCUGACUAUCGAAAAAGAUUCAAAGUUUGAAAAAUGUUUCAAGUUAAAAUGGUUUCAAGGAUCAAGUGGUUUGACGUCUCUACAAGAUUCCUUCAGCUUAAAUAAUGUGCAUAUAUAUGGUGGAUCAGAGCUUUAUGUACAGCUAUGGCCUUUAGAACUAGCUAGUAUUGAUACCCAACCUUUUCUUCCACAAGAUACCAUCCUUGCGUAUUAUAGCAAUAAGACCGUAUAUGGGCCGGCAUUAGAGCGUCUCUGGAUGAGCUCUAAUGGCAUUGGGGUUAUUGUUGAUGAGAGUGUUCCUCUCCAUGUGGGAGUCAAUGGAAUAUCCUCUAAGUCAAUGCUGAUGCUCAAAAGUGAUUUGCAGGGUUAUGGGAAUGGCCCUUUGCAUCUAACAUACAGGAUAUGCACUGGAUUAAAUAUAAAAGAAUUGUAUCAGUAUGUCAUGGGGAGCAUACUAAGUUUGCCUAAGACAAUCCCAGAUGAGAGAAUGAUAAAAGAACCAAUAUGGUCGACAUGGGCAAUGUAUGGCAAAGCUGUCAAUCAGAAAGAUGUAACAGACUUUGCCAAUCAAAUCAAAAAGUUUAACCUCUCCUGCAGUCAGAUUGAAAUUGAUGACAUGUACUCCACGGCUUAUGGGGACUUUGACUUCAACACUAACAAGUUUCCAAAUGCAACUAAGAUGAUUGACAGUUUGCACAACUCAGGUUUCCGAGUAACUGUCUGGAUGUACCCCUUUGCUAACACUAACUCUAAAGCAUUCCUCGAAGCAAUAGAUUAUUGGGUAAGGGGACCUGAUGAAAAGGUUCCAGGCUUAGUUAAAUGGUGGAAUGGGAUUGGUGGAGUUCUGGAUACCACUUCUCCAAAGUCAACUCAAUUAUUUUCCAAUCGAUUGAAAGCAUUCCAGUCUAAGUACAAGAUUGAUUCAUUUAAAUUUGAUGCAGGCAGUGUCUCCUAUCUACCAAAGGGUUUUAAUCUGUAUAACAUGACUAACAAUAACCCAAGCUGUUAUUCCUCAAACUAUGCAUGCCUUGCGUCUGACUUUGGAAGCCUAGUUGAGGUUCGAGUUGGAUUUCGCACUCAACAUUUACCCAUUUUUGUCAGAAUGCUUGACCGUUCUUCAACAUGGAACAGAGAGAAUGGUCUGAAAUCUGUCAUUCCUACGACUCUUACCUUUGGUAUUCUUGGCUAUCCAUUUGUGCUCCCAGACAUGGUAGGUGGUAAUGGGGUUGAAAUAAGUUCAUCUGUAAACUAUACUAGCAAGCCUGACAAAGAACUGUACAUACGAUGGAUGCAAAUGAAUACUUUUCUUCCUGCCAUGCAGUUUUCUUUUGUUCCAUGGCUCUAUGACAACCAAACAGUUGCAAUUGCAAAAAGCUUAAUAGAUCUUCGCAUGACAAUAUCCAAAACGCUCAUACAGGCUGCAAAGAAUAUUUCAAUUUUCAAUGCUCCAAUAAUCAGACCACUUUGGUGGAUUUCUCCUCAUGAUGAAACCUGCUUGACUAUAGACACUGAGUUUCUUGUUGGUGAACAGUAUCUAGUUGCACCAGUAUUGGAUCCGUAUUCAGUAAACAAAGGCACACACAGUGUGUAUCUACCUGCAGGCAAGUGGAAGAAAGAGUUUGGAACAAAGGAUAUAAUUGAUAGCACACCUGACGGAAAAUGGAUAAAAUUCAAAGUAACAUUAGAAGAUCUGCCAUACUUUUCUGUGGUAAAAGAUGUAUGACAUGCCAGGACACAUUUGAUUGGUAUUUGCAAAUUGCAUGCUUGUCAGGGCAAGAUCCUGGAUCUUUAAAGGAGAGGAAGGGGGGGGGGGGGGGGGGGGG
Messenger RNA from Actinia tenebrosa (Australian red waratah sea anemone), 2238 nucleotides. RefSeq names its product alpha-galactosidase MYORG. Lineage: Eukaryota; Metazoa; Cnidaria; Anthozoa; Actiniaria; Actiniidae. Gene Ontology annotation, molecular function: hydrolase activity, hydrolyzing O-glycosyl compounds. Gene Ontology annotation, biological process: carbohydrate metabolic process. The record is from RefSeq and is a predicted model, not a curated record.